This is a messenger RNA of Penicillium crustosum, 1581 nucleotides long. RefSeq names its product putative MFS transporter. Lineage: Eukaryota; Fungi; Ascomycota; Eurotiomycetes; Eurotiales; Aspergillaceae. Gene Ontology annotation, molecular function: transmembrane transporter activity. Gene Ontology annotation, cellular component: membrane. Gene Ontology annotation, biological process: transmembrane transport. Bases 1 to 1581 code for a protein of 526 amino acids. The record is from RefSeq and is a predicted model, not a curated record. The transcript is spliced from 2 exons.
AUGCAAGACCCCACCAUGUCCAAACCAGAUGUUGCUCACAAUGAAGCGGCAGAGCCACAGCAGGGGGACAAAAUCAUGGACAAUAGUGGCAUUGUACGCGUCCCUUUGACCGAAGAAGACAGUAAGCGCAUCUGCCGCAAGACCGACCGAACGAUUCUUGUUGUGCUGGCCUGGGUCUACUUUUUGCAGAUCCUCGAUAAGACAGUCCUCGGAUACGGUGCAACAUUCGGUUUGCAGAAAGACACGGGCCUUACCGGCAACGAAUAUUCACUCGUCGGCUCCAUCAGCCCCAUUGCACAACUUGCCUGGCAGCCCUUUUCUUCAUACCUGAUUGUCAAGGUUCCCCACAAAAUCCUGAUGCCAGCACUAUGCCUUGGUUGGGGAAUUGCCCAGACAUGUAUGGCUGUGUGCCACAACUUCAACUCCUUGAUGGCCGCCCGAUUCUUUUUGGGUUUGUUCGAGGCCGGCUGUCUCCCUCUCUUCGGUGUUAUCACAAGUCAAUGGUACCGCCGUGCAGAGCAACCGAUCCGGAUCGCUGCGUGGUAUAGCACAAACGGUCUAGCAACCAUCGUCGCAGCUGCCUUAUCUUAUGGAUUGGCACAGAUAGAGUCCGAUGUUCUCAAAUCAUGGCAAAUCAUCUUUCUUGUGGUUGGCCUCAUAACUGUUGCAUCUUCUCCAUUCGUCUACUGGCGCUUGGACAACGAUAUAUCCACUGCUCGUUUCCUUAAUGAGGAGGAGAAAGCUCAAGGCAUAGAACGCCUUCGGGCCAACCAGACCGGAACCGGGAAUACGGAGUUCAAGUUCAGUCAUGUCCUCGAAGCCUGCUCAGAGCCCAAAACAUAUCUGUGGAUUGGAAUGGCAAUGCUCCUCAACAUUGGAGCCAGCGUGACCAACAUCUUCGGUCCACUGAUUCUAAGCGGCCUUGGAUACGAUAAAUACAGGACAACUCUGUUGACUAUGCCAUUUGGCGCAUUGCAAUUCAUCAUCAUUCUGCUGGCAAGCUAUCUCGCCCAAACUGCUCGUGUGAAGGGCGCUAUCAUCGCAGCUUUCAUGCUGCCCGUGAUCGCUGGCCUAGCAAUUUUAUAUGCUGUGGCUCGGACUAAGUCUGUGCAGGGCCAGUUACUUGCUGGCUACUACCUGCUGGCAUUCUUAUUUGGCGGCAAUCCAUUGAUUGUGACCUGGAUCAUCGGCAACACGGCAGGCACCACUAAAAAAUCCGUUAUCAUGAGCAUGUACAAUGCAGCAAGCUCGGCAGGAAAUAUCAUUGGUCCGUUGCUCUUCAACGAGAAGGACAAGCCAGCCUACCACCCAGGCCUGCGCGCAUGUCUCGGAAUCUUCACCACUUUGGCCGCUGUUGUGUUCAUUCAGUGGGCCAAUCUAUGGUUCCUCAAUAAACAACAAGCCCGUCGACGUGUACAAAACGGCAAGAGAGCUGAAAUCGUUGACCUUUCGAUGCAAAAUGAUUAUCACAAUAUGCAGGACAGUCUAGAGGAGACUGGACAUGCGACUGUGCAAGUUGGGGACAAUGCGUUCCAGGAUCUGACCGAUCGGGAGAAUGAUGAAUUUGUUUAUAUUUAUUAA